Messenger RNA from Hevea brasiliensis (rubber tree), 2814 nucleotides. RefSeq names its product cysteine--tRNA ligase 2, cytoplasmic. NCBI's taxonomy places the organism in Eukaryota, Viridiplantae, Streptophyta, Magnoliopsida, Malpighiales, Euphorbiaceae. Gene Ontology annotation, cellular component: cytoplasm. Gene Ontology annotation, biological process: cysteinyl-tRNA aminoacylation. Gene Ontology annotation, molecular function: ATP binding; cysteine-tRNA ligase activity. Bases 919 to 2511 code for a protein of 530 amino acids. The record is from RefSeq and is a predicted model, not a curated record. The transcript is spliced from 11 exons.
UUGAUAUGUUGCAUCAGAUUCAAGGAAACAAGUAGAGAGGAACAAGAUUGUGUCUAUUUUCAGGCAAAGUUUUUGAAGCUAUCACAUUUUAUUCCAAUAAAGCGUUAUUAUUGGAGCCAGGUUGGCUAGGAAAUUUGAGAGCAAUUUGCUAAUCUGUAUCUAGAUUAGAAUCUCAGUAUUAAAGAUGGAAAAAUAAGCAGAGUAGGAAAACAUGGAGAGGAACUGUGUCUGCAACGAAUACUGCGAGAUUAUUCACCGGAGCUGUUAGAGCUGAAAGACUUUUGGAAGGGAAGCUGAGUGACAAGUGCUAUGGGAGGCAUUGUUGGGGAGCCAUUCUAAAGAGUAAUCUUACCAGCUUUUUGAUGAUUUGUCUAGUUAAUAAUAAAUAAGAGUUUGUUUUGAUUAUGGUGAAGUGGACCACCAGAUUAUAAAUAGGCCAUUCUGAAGGGGAUGCAACCAUGCAUACCUGGCAAAUGUGGCAGAGGCUGGAAGAGCAUGGAAGAGUUUUGCUGAUGCUUAAUUGGACGCACAGCCAUCUAAUCCUUGCCUCUGGAUAAGUGGACCUAAAUUGCCAGAGAUGAGCUCUUGAUCGUCCAUAUUUAUCUACAAUCGUCAUAUUGGAAUAUAUAAAGGUAUCAUUCAGAAGGUCUUCCUCAUUAGCCAGCCCAUUUUACGAGAGAGUCUACGCUUGACUCGUUUUUCUGCCUCCAAACCGUCCCAUAGUUGGUGACGACACUGGUCCUCUCUGGCGAGACUUCGGCGACAUUCCAAUAUUGUUUGGGCGACGAACUUGAAUGUACAGCAGGCUUAAACAAUAUUUUCUUCUCUUUCCGGGGAAUUGCUGAGAAAUUACUUCUGAGCAGAUACCUUAUCCUUCUUCAAUCGACCUUCACAGGAGAGAAAAACAGUGAACUUGAUAUGGCAAAAGAGUUAGAUUUUAAAAUAUUCAACACAAUGACUAAGACAAUGGAGGUUUUCAAGCCCUUAGUCCCUGGUAAAGUACGCAUGUAUGUGUGUGGCGUUACCUCUUAUGAUUUAAGCCACAUCGGUCAUGCUCGUGCUGCAGUCAUCUUUGACGUCCUUUUCAGAUAUCUACAACACUUAGGUUACGAAGUUACUUAUGUGAGAAAUUUUACAGAUAUUGAUGACAAGAUAAUUCGUAGAGCAAAUGAGCUUGGUGAGGAUCCAUUAUCUUUAAGCAGCAGAUUUUGUGAGGAAUAUCUCGUUGACAUGGACAGUCUGCAGUGCCUCCUUCCUACGCAUCAGCCCCGUGUGACUAACCACAUGGAACAGAUCAAGGACAUGAUCACACAGAUCAUCAACAAUGGCUUUGCAUAUGUUGUUGAAGGAGAUGUGUUCUUUGCUGUUGAUAAAUUCCCAAAUUAUGGUCAAUUGUCUGGGCAGAAACUUGAAAAUACUAGAGCUGGUGAACGUGUUGCUGUUGACACAAGAAAACGUAAUCCUGCUGAUUUUGCAUUAUGGAAGGCUGCAAAACCCGGUGAGCCAAGUUGGGAGAGCCCAUGGGGUCCUGGAAGACCAGGAUGGCACAUAGAGUGCAGUGCAAUGAGUGCUCACUAUCUAACCGUCAAGUUUGACAUCCAUGGUGGUGGAAGUGAUUUGGCUUUUCCUCAUCAUGAAAAUGAGAUUACACAGAGUGUUGCUGCAUGCCAGGAAAGCCGUGUGAGUUAUUGGAUGCAUAAUGGGCACGUUACUAAUAACAAUGAGAAAAUGUCCAAGUCCUUGGGAAACUUUUUCACAAUCCGUCAGGUUACUGAACGGUACCAUCCACUGGCCUUGAGACACUUUUUGAUGAGUGCACACUACCGCUCUCCCCUCAAUUACACAGUUUUGCAAUUGGAAAGUUCAUCAGAUGCCAUAUUUUACAUUUAUCAGACAUUGCAAGAUUGUGAGGAUGCCUUGUCAUUGUUUCAAGAUGGAAGCAUGAAGGAGGGUGUGGGACUGAAUGUCAAGAAGGUUGGAAUUUCUGCUGAUGCCCAAAAAUGCAUCAAUAAACUACGUGAAGAGUUUGAGACUAAAAUGUCAGAUGAUUUAAGCACCUCGCAUAUCUUGAUUGGUGCUUUCCAAGAAGCCUUGAAGUUCAUAAACAGUUCUUUAAGCAUGCUCAAGAAGAAACAACAAAAGCAACAACUAUCAUUGAUUCAAUCCCUUACUGAAAUAGAGAAAGAAGCCAAGUUAGUUCUGAAAAUCUUGGGGCUACUUCCCCCUUGCACUUAUUCUGAGGUUUUGCAGCAGCUAAAAGAGAAGGCGUUGAAGAGGGCUGAACUAACAGAGCAGGAUGUGCUGGGGCUUAUUGAGGAAAGAGCAAUGGCAAGGAAAAACAAGGAUUUUUCAAGAAGUGAUCAGAUCAGGGCUGAUUUGACUGCAAAAGGCAUUGCACUUAUGGAUGUUGGGAAGGAAACAGUUUGGAGACCAUGUGUCCCUGUUGAACCAGAACAAGAUGCACCAUCUGUUGUAGUAGAACAAAACCCACCACCAUCUGUAUCAAGUUGAUCGAUAGCUUUGUUCUGGCCCCAGCCCUGUUAUAGAAGAGCAAAACCCCAGUUGCAAAAAUGAUAACCAUAACUGUUUCUACGCUAGUAGAAUGAAAAAUCAAGAAAAUUAGUACGCAUUUUUAUUUAUACCUUUAUGUCGUAACAUUUGGGAGCUUUCACUUACUUUGUCCUUGUGACGAGGCGAUAUAGAAUUCAACAUUUUUUUUUUUUUUUUGUGGUUGCAAAAUACACAAAUAUAUGGGCUGGUAACCCAUACAUUUUUUUGGUCUGGUUUAAUGAGCUGCGCAGUUCAUUGCCUUCA